GGAUGGGUGCUGCCUGGGGGAUCUAUGCGGUGCGGGGAGCGGAGGGUGGAGACCAAAGAGGAACAAGGCCUGCUUUCUCCACAGGCUUGCACUAUCCCUGGCCUUUACAAGAACAAAAAUGGUGGACGCUGGGGUCCGGAUUCCAGGGGACACCCCAGACCAGGAGGGAGGGGAUCUGAAAACUUUGGCAUUCGGGGCCUUGAAUUGGGAAGGGCAGCUACAAAGAUUCUUGCCCUGUGUGCUGGUCCAUUUACCAAGCCAGAAUGGUGAGGCUGUGCGUCUGUCAUUCCCCAUGUCUUUCAGUAGGGCGCUGUACCACUCAGAGCAAAAGAGUAACGUAUCUGCCUGGAAUCCCUGCAGGUCUGUGCAAAGUGGAAUUGCCCCGCAGUCCCCGGAGGGGGUGGGGGUGGCUGAGGUCCUUGACUUAACUUGGGCCCAUUUCUGACUCCAGCUGCCUUCCUGUUAUUUUAUGUAGGAAAAAGGAUGUGACAGUGCCUGCAGGGAAAAUGGCUGUCAUUGGGGGUGGAAAUGCAUCGGGGAGGGGGCUCUUUUGCUCCUCUGGUUUUCCCUACUCCGUCGCCCCGCCUCCUCCCGGUCCAGUUGUUCGAAAGGGGUGUGGUUUUUGCUGGGAAAAUGGCGGACCACUGAAGGUGGGGGCUGCGGAGUGGGUGAAUGCACGCCGGCAAGAAGAGGGCUGAUGUCAGCGGAGUCCUGAGAAUAGGGGUAGGGGUGAGAGGCCAAUAUUGGACAACCAGGAUCCUGAAUUCGGAAAAGCUGCUAUUGGGAUUCUGUGAAGUGCUCUUCUGUCCGCCCAGCUGUCUGCCCUGUCGCUUGUGUGUCUGUGCAUCUUGCACUUUAGGGCCAGUUCAACCCUAGAAAGCAGGAAGAUUGUCCAGAAAAAGCAGGUCAGAGUGAGGGUGGUGGCACUAUUUGGGGACCCCUGGGGUGGAGAAUUGUGAAGACUGCAAACCCGAGUGGACCCGGGCACCGCCUCCGCAUUCCCCUCCUUUCCUCCACUUUAUUCCGUUUUGGAGCUUUCAAAACAAAGUGCUUUGCAGUUAGACGACACAGAAAGGAAGUUGCAGGACACAGUGGACUUCCAGGCAAGGAAAAGAAGGAAGAAACUGCCUGUACCUGUGCUGGUGUAUGUGGGGGUGCCACUACCCCAAGACAUCUGGAGGGGUAGGGGAGGUUCCACUGUAUCUGCAAGCUGCAACCGGGCCUGCCAGCUGUAGCUGAAGACUCCGCCCCCAACAUAGGAGCAACCCCACUCUACCCUGGUUGAAAAUUUGGUUCAGAAGUUCACCCCAGCAUGGGCCGUACUCGGGAAGCUGGCUGCGUGGCCGCUGGUGUGGUGAUCGGGGCUGGUGCCUGCUACUGCGUGUACAGGCUGACCUGGGGAAGAGAUGAGAAUGAGAAAAUCUGGGACGACAAUGAGGAAGACGAUGAAGAAGAAUCUAGUGAUAUUGUAGAGACUGGUGUCCAGACUGGGAAAGGAGCUAAGGCUAAUGCUGGGGUGGGGGCUGGGGCUAGACUUCAGGAUGAAUCAAAGGUCAAGGCUGAGGUGGGCAUGGAACUCCAGAAUGGUUCAGAUGUAAAGGCAGAGGCCCACUUGGGGGCUCAGAGUGGAGGUGGCCUAGAGGCCAAGGCCAAAGCCCUUUUCAGCACUCUGAAGGAACAGGCAAGUGCAAAGGCCAGCAGAGGAGCCAGGUUGGGCACUAUCUCUGGGAACAGGACCCUUGCACCCAGUUUACCCUGCCCAGGAGGCCGGGGUGGAGGCUGCCACCCCACCAGGAGUGGGGCUAGGUCUGGAAGUAGGGCAAGUGGAAAAACCAAGGGAAGGACCCGAGGUAAGAGCACCAGGACUCCAGCUACAUCAUGGCCUGUUCGCAGGGGCAAGUUUAACUUUCCCUAUAAAAUUGAUGAUAUUCUGGGUGCUUCUGACCUUCAAAAGGUUCUUAACAUCCUGGAACGAUCAAAUGAUCCUUUUAUUCAAGAAAUAGCCUUGGUCACUCUGGGUAACAAUGCAGCAUAUUCUUUUAACCAAAAUGCCAUUCGUGAAUUGGGUGGUCUUCCAAUUAUUGCAAAACUGAUAAAAACAAAAGAUCCUAUUAUUAGGGAAAAAGCUUACAAUGCUCUUAAUAACUUGAGUGUGAAUGCUGAAAAUCAGGGGAAGAUUAAGACAUAUAUCAGUCAAGUGUGUGAUGAUACCAUGAUCUGUCGCUUGGAUUCAGCUGUGCAGAUGGCUGGACUAAGACUGUUAACCAACAUGACUGUGACUAAUCAUUACCAACAUUUGCUUUCCUAUUCUUUUCCAGACUUUUUUGCUUUGUUAUUCCUGGGAAAUUACUUCACCAAGAUUCAGACUAUGAAACUAAUUAUAAACUUUACUGAAAAUCCAGCCAUGACGAGAGAGCUGGUCAGUUGUAAAGUUCCCUCAGAAUUGAUUUCCCUCUUUAAUAAAGAAUGGGACAGAGAGAUUCUUCUUAAUAUCCUUACUCUAUUUGAGAAUAUAAAUGACAACAUAAAAAAUGAAGGGCUCGCAUCAUCUAAGAAGGAAUUCAGCAGAAGUUCACUUUUUUUCUUAUUCAAAGAAUCUGGAGUAUGUGUUAAGAAAAUCAAGGCAUUAGCAAAUCACAAUGAUCUGGUGGUGAAAGUAAAAGUCCUAAAAGUAUUGACCAAACUCUAAUUUGGAGUAUGGCCCAAACAAUAUUGAGAUAAUUUUUCACUGUGCACUGGGAACAAUGCAUUUUGUAAAUUCUUUGUUUUCCACUGUGCUUACAUGACAAUGAGAUCCUUUUGGCUCCUACUCUGGAAUAAUGAAUAUCAAGAGUCAUCAGUGAUGUUACUUGUGGCUGGUUUCAGUAUGGAGCAUUUUAAUGAUUUAUUGAAUACUAGAGCUUGUGUAAAGAAAGCAUUUAUUGAUUCCAUCUUGCUACCUAGAUUGAGAUAUUUUUUACUCUUUCCUCUACCUAAACUGACAGCAGACUAAUCAUAAAUAAGCUACACUUUUGUAUUGGUUUACAUUUGUUAAUCUUCGACUUGUGUUUCAUCAAUAAAGUUGUGUGUUUUAACCAGCAAAAAAAAA
This is a messenger RNA of Enhydra lutris kenyoni (northern sea otter), 3088 nucleotides long. RefSeq names its product armadillo repeat containing, X-linked 1 (gene ARMCX1). Gene Ontology annotation, molecular function: protein binding. The record is from RefSeq and is a predicted model, not a curated record. NCBI's taxonomy places the organism in Eukaryota, Metazoa, Chordata, Mammalia, Carnivora, Mustelidae. The transcript is spliced from 3 exons. Gene Ontology annotation, cellular component: mitochondrion. Bases 1313 to 2689 code for a protein of 458 amino acids.